UCCUCUUCGGCGCCAGUUCCUGCUUGGGCUGCCGACCUGGUGGGAUCCCGGUGGGCGAUGCUCGCCCAGGCACCGGUUCCGCUGCUGCUGCUGCUGCUGAGCGGGCUGGGCUCGUGCCGGGGCGCCCACCCGGCAGGGCGGCCGCCGCACUUGGUGUUUGUGCUGGCCGACGACUUAGGCUGGAACGACGUGGGCUGGCAUGGCUCGGAGAUCCGGACGCCGAACUUGGACGCCUUGGGGGCGGGCGGCGUUCGCCUGGAGCGCUACUACACGCAGCCGUUGUGCACCCCGUCCCGCAGCCAGCUGCUCACCGGGAGGUACCAGGCAGUGGGUUCAGGAGAGCCUUUUGAGAAUCCCGAGCUUCCCAGCUGAACUCCCCAGCUGUCAUGCUUGGUCUCUCGCUCAGUGGCGACCAAUAUUUGCGAAGUAGGGCUGUCUUGAGAAGCAUCUGAACUUGUGGCUGGAGGAACUCAACUCUUUCCGUGUGCAAAUGACGAGGAAGAGUCGUUUGCGUGUGUAUUUGGGUUCAGCACACGUGACCAGACACUAUCCUGCACGGAACUGAUUGUACAGUACUGUAUGUUGUU
Pogona vitticeps (central bearded dragon) is the source of this 587-nucleotide messenger RNA. NCBI's taxonomy places the organism in Eukaryota, Metazoa, Chordata, Lepidosauria, Squamata, Agamidae. The record is from RefSeq and is a predicted model, not a curated record.